Messenger RNA from Thlaspi arvense, 768 nucleotides. Lineage: Eukaryota; Viridiplantae; Streptophyta; Magnoliopsida; Brassicales; Brassicaceae. The record is from the annotation of a GenBank genome assembly.
AUGGCGGCAGAGACGUCGACGCAAUCUUAUAGUGAGCAAUGGUACUGGGACGAUCGCUACACGAACGAAUCUGAGCCGUUUGAUUGGUACCAGAAGUAUUCUUCAUUGGCUCCUCUCAUCAAUCUCUACGUCCCUCGCCGUAAUCACCCAGUCCUCGUCAUUGGCUGCGGAAACUCAGUGUUCAGCGAGGAUAUGGUGGAUGAUGGGUACGAGGAUGUAGUCAAUAUCGACAUUUCCUCUGUGGUGAUCGAUGCCAUGAAUAACAAGUACUCCAAUCGUCCUCAGCUCAAAUAUUUGAAGAUGGAUGUGCGUGAUAUGAAGGCAUUUGAAGCUGCUUCUUUUGAUGCUGUAAUUGAUAAAGGAACCUUAGACUCCAUUUUGUGUGGGAGCAAUUCGAGGCAAUACUCAACGCAAAUGCUUGAGGAGGUUUGGAGGUACUACUAUAUCCACGAUCUAUGGCAUGAAUUUGAUGAAAACUAUAGGGUCCUCAAGGAUAAAGGAGUCUACAUCCUGAUUACAUAUGGAGCUCCGAAUUACCGUCUUCGUCUGUUUAAAGAUUCAUGCUCCUGGACAACCAAACUUCAUGUGAUAGACAAAAGUUUGACCGAACAACAACUAGAAACGCCAAAGUGGGAACUCACAAAGCCUAUAGCCCUAGAUGAUGAGGAAAACUCAGUGGAAUCGGCAAUUGGCAAAAGCCCUGAUGUCCAUUACAUCUAUGUCUGUACUAAGGAUGAGUCGUUGAAGGUGAAGGCAGAUGCAGUCUGA